AUGUACGAUAAUGACCCAGACUACUAUGGAGGACCAGACUACGAAGGACGGGAAACGGCCGGUGGGAAAAUGUCGGCCGCGUUUGGCUCGUUGUGCCUGGGCAUAGUUCUGUUCCCAGUGUCGCUGGCGGUGCUGGGGUACAAUGAACAGCUCUACAUGUGUACGCACAAGAACAUUCUCUACGCCCAAAAGAUGGCGGAGGUGAUAAGCUGCAAUGAGCAGCAAAGCUUUUUUCCAGACAUGGUUGUUUAUCUGGCCUGCCCCAUUCACGAGGACAGCCUCCAUGUCUACACUCCUGCAUCCUUUGGAUCCAGUGGCCUGGGACAGUCCAUCACUUUCAGGUCGUCGGCAGGUGCGCAGACCGCUGAGAUGUAUCAAUGCGUGGAAUCUUCGCACGAAGAGAAGUGCGGAAAAGACGAAAAAUGUAGAGCCUACAGUUAUAAAAUGGAAUGGUUACGCCAUCCUGUGGAUUCAAAUUCAUUCUCUAUGACGGGCCAGGCACAGCAAGCCCGACAGAGCGGCUGCCCUGGCUUCCAAGGCAAUCCGCCUUGGCCUCACGAUGUCCUUCCCACCGUGGAGACGAGUUGGGAUACCACGCCUCUCACCUUCGAGAGGCUAAUGGAAGUUAUAGCUGCGAUGCAGAAGACUUCCUUGGACUCUCUGGCAGUGCUUCGCUUUCACUCCACGCAGAAGUGCACGGGCAAGAUCCAAGGCCCCACACUUCCGUUCCUCCUCCAAGCAGGCAAUCGCACGCCGGCGGCACUGGAGCUCUACGAUCACCUCCGUCUGCUCACCAACUCCGCGGUUGGGCAGCUGAUAGGCGGUUCCUCCUUCCAUAUCUCACGUGCGGAGGCUGGCAACGUCGUCUUCUUCAAGAUGCCCCACCUGCCCCACGAUGCGAG
Molecule: messenger RNA, 902 nt
Organism: Symbiodinium necroappetens
Lineage: Eukaryota; Dinophyceae; Suessiales; Symbiodiniaceae
Source: the annotation of a GenBank genome assembly